This is a messenger RNA of Musa acuminata subsp. malaccensis (wild Malaysian banana), 1492 nucleotides long. The record is from RefSeq and is a predicted model, not a curated record. NCBI's taxonomy places the organism in Eukaryota, Viridiplantae, Streptophyta, Magnoliopsida, Zingiberales, Musaceae.
GAACGGAGAGGAAGGGAAGAAGAUGCCUACUCUUUGGAUCACACUGAAGAAAUCUCUCCAUAGCAAGUCUGGCAACUCUGAUGUCCAUGAACUAAAGGGCAGGAGCCAUCUUGGCACCCUCUUGAGAAGGAAGAGAUCCAGGUCUUGUUGCUCCAGAUCCAUAGCCGACCUCGGAGAUGUCAUCCAUGGAGCCAGGAGGCAGAUGGAGAAGCCAAACUGCAGCAGCCCAAGGUCUAUUGGGAGCAGUGGGGUGCUGAACCCCAUAGCCCAUGAGGUGGUUCUUAGUGACACCAGAUGUGAGCUCAAGAUAGCUACUGGACCAGAGAGUUACCAUGGGGGUGGUGGUGACGUGGGAUCCACCUAUGUGGGCACCCUCAGGCCUGGGACCCCGGGCCCUGAAGGAAGAAGCACCACAGCCCUAAGGAAGGUCACUUACAUCUUUGCAGAUAGACAGGGUUAUUCUUCACUUUCUGAUGCUGUUCUUGGCAAUGCUGGUGCUGAUCAUGCUUCUUUGAAAGUCUGGCCUUCUACUGGUCAUUCUAGUCCUUCACUCUGCCAUAGCUGUAGGGAGCAGUUUGGCAGAUGGGAGGAUUUGGAGGCACAUCAUCUGUCCAAGCAUGCAGGUAAACGAGGGUAUUUUCUCUUCUCUCUUCCUGAUCUUUCUGUGCUUCUCUCUCUUGACAUUUUAGCAUUUCUUCUUUUUGAUGCUAUCUGUAGAUUCAAAUUAUAUUGUGUUGUCUGUAAACUGAAUAAAUUUCUGAAAUUGACAUUCUUAUUAGAUCUCUCCAAAUGUUUGACAUCUUCAGCUCUACUAUUGAUAAUCCUAGUUUGAAUUAUAUUCUCUUUUAACAUGAUGCUGUAGUACUUGCCAAUAGUUUCUCACUCUUUUCCUAGUUAAAUGCUGAUAUAUAUACUUUGCAAUAUGGAUUCAUUGGUGUCCUCAAUGUCCUAGCAGCUGUAUGUGAAGACUCAAAUACCAAGGAUCUCUGCUAUCUAUUUCAUUAAUCUGUUACCACUCUAUGCUUCUCCAUUUGUUUUAGCAAAUUUCAGGCUCAAAAAAAUUCAUUGGCCUGUGCUAUCCUCUUCUAAGAUCAGAAAGAGUUAUUUAUUCUUCAAUUCAGCUUAAGUCACCAUUUAUGAUGAAACAUUUUUUAAAAAACACAUAUUUCUUAAGACCACCAGCAUCAGCUACUAGCAAUCAGAAAAAUGAAUUUAUUACUUGACCUUAUUCUUCCUAUGUGAAUUAGAAAAAGAAAAUACUAUUUGUCAUUUCUUUUUGCUAUUCUUUCUAUGAAAUGUUGUGUCUUAUUGUUGUUUCCCCCUAAUACCAGAUUUUGCCAAUCCUCAUACCAACCUGUGAUGACUAUACCAUUCUAGUAGCCAACAUUUUGUUGUUCUAUUGUCUAAUUCUAUCAGUUAUAAAAGCAUGCACAACUGUGUAUCGUUUCCUACUAAAGAUACUUUUUUAGCUUCACAUAUCAAAUAAAUCUAA